Molecule: messenger RNA, 4416 nt
Organism: Rhinichthys klamathensis goyatoka
Lineage: Eukaryota; Metazoa; Chordata; Actinopteri; Cypriniformes; Leuciscidae
Gene: acanb
Product: aggrecan b
Exons: 18
Coding region: 166-4098 (1310 amino acids)
Biological process (GO): cell adhesion
Molecular function (GO): hyaluronic acid binding
Source: RefSeq, a predicted model, not a curated record
CCCAAUUUGAAUUAGAGCCCUUUCUGCUCCUGACUCACACAGGGAAGGCAAGCAGUCCAAAAACACCGGAAUUUAGAAAUUUCCCAACAGAUUAAUGCAAGACACAAAGACACUGCAAAGAACAACUAAGACAAGCAAGAAGGGACAAUACUAGUUUGGUGAAUCAUGUCUCUGACUUGGCUUCUGCUGUAUACAUGCAUCCAUGCCAUUUAUGGCAUGAUAUUUUUCGGAGACAUGGCUGAUCAGGACAGCACCCUCAGUGUGAGCAUCCCUGUGGAACAGCCACUGCACCCCCUACUUGGCGGGAGCAUGGUCAUACCCUGCUACUUUCUGGACAACACUGUCCAGGACCCUGGUGCCCCAACCAUCGCCCCACUGUCCCACCGUAUUAAGUGGAGCUACAUCUACAAGGGCAGAAUAUCCCUUAUUCUGGUUGCCACCGGUGGCUUGGUGCACGUUCAGACCGACUACUUGGACCGGGUUCAUAUGGUAAACUACCCCAUGGUGCCAACUGAUGCUACUAUUGAGAUCUCAGAACUCCGCUCCAGUGACUCUGGCACCUACCGGUGUGAGGUCAUGCAGGGGAUUGAAGAUAACUAUGAUUCAGUGGGAAUGCAAGUUCAAGGUAUUGUGUUUCACUACCGAGCUAUUUCUACCCGAUAUACAUUGACAUUUGAGAUGGCAAAAGCAGCCUGCAUCCAGAACAGUGCUGUUAUUGCUACUCCCGCACAGUUGCAAGCUGCCUAUGAUGAUGGAUACCAUCAAUGUGAUGCUGGCUGGCUUUCAGAUCAAACUGUGAGGUAUCCUAUUCAUGAGCCAAGGGAGCCUUGCUAUGGAGACAAAGAAAAUUUUCCAGGGGUACGAACAUACGGAGUCCGAGACAUCAAUGAGACCUAUGAUGUGUACUGUUUUGCAGAAAAAAUGUCAGGCAAGGUUUUCUACUCCAUGUCUGUGGAGAAGUUCACCUUUGCAGAGGCUGAAGAUCAGUGUGCAAAGUUGGGAGCCCAAUUAGCCACCACGGGGCAACUGUACCUGGCAUGGAAGACUGGCAUGGAUGUGUGCAAUGCUGGCUGGCUAGCAGACCGGAGUGUGCGGUACCCCAUUAACAUAGCUCGACCCCAGUGUGGAGGGGGGCUUUUGGGAGUGCGAACGGUUUACCUGUUUCCAAAUCAGACUGGUUAUCCAUACCCAGACUCCCGCUAUGAUGCAAUCUGUUAUGAAGAAGACACUAAUAAAGUUUUAACAAAGACCUCACCAUUUCCUGAAAUAUACACUACCACCGAUUCCAUGUUCAGUGUGGCUACAGUCACCUCAAGCCCAUCAGACUAUACUGAAGACGUGACCACAGAAGGGGAGGCCCGUGGGCAACUGGUUACAGAUGAGCCUCUUAACACCACAAGCAUAGAAAGUCCCCUACUACUACCUUACAACAUAACUGAGGUUGAGGAGGAUGCCAUCAAAGUGGCCACAGCUCUGCCUUAUCUGGGAUAUGAGAUUGCCAAGGACAAUGUCACAGCUAAAACGAAGGGAGUGGUAUUCCACUAUCGGGCUGACUCGAGGCGCUAUGCUUACACCUUUGAGGAAGCACAAGUGGCGUGUCAGAAGCUGGGAGCAGUCAUAGCCACCCCUGAGCUCCUUCAGGCUGCUUAUGAAGCUGGCCUUCAUCAAUGCAGUGCAGGUUGGCUACAGGACCAAACUGUCAGGUAUCCAAUCGUGGAUCCUCGAAAGAAGUGCUCUGGAGAUCAGGAGGACACCCCUGGUGUGCGCUCCUACAAUGUUAGGCCUGCACAUGAGCGUUACGAUGUGUACUGUUACAUGGACCAAAUAAAGGGGGAGAUCUUCCAUGCAAGUUCACUAGCAGGUUUCACCUACUACGAAGCUGCUGCCCAUUGCAGAAAACUGGGUUCUACUCUAGCCUCAACUGGAGAACUAUAUGCAGCAUGGAAUCAGGGUUUCCACAAGUGCAGUCCUGGCUGGCUGGCUGAUCGCAGUGUCCGCUAUCCUGUGCGCAACCCAGGCUUCGGUUGUGGUGAAAACAAGACCGGAGUCAACACUAUUUAUGCUGAACCAAACCAAACAGGCUUCCCAAACCCAUACUCCAGAUAUGAUGCAUACUGCUUCAAAGCAAAUUUGUCUAUGCUCCUUGAUGAGGAUAUGUUGAAUGCUACAAGGAUAGAGAAGGAUCUUAACAUGACAUACCUUCAAGAGCUGCUGAGACCUGUUCGUCCAAUUGUCCCUCCCUUGAUUGUGGACCUGUCUGGAUCUGGAUCAGGUUCAGCAUCAGGAGAUCCUGAUUCCAGUUCUGGAUACAUGUCAGGGAGUGGCAUACCCAGUGGGAGCAUCUCAGGUUCUGGCCAAAGUGGUGAGGGAUCAGGUCACCUUGUGAGGUUCCAAGAAGGUGCAGAUACACUGAUAUUGCAGACUUCUGCCUCAGGCAGUGCUUCGGAGGCUAAAGAAGGUAGUGGCAGUGGUAGUGGUGCUAUCAUUGCUUCAGAAAUAGAAUCAGGGGACCAAGAAUCUGGAGAGGAGUCUGGCCUCUUCCAAGCACAAAGUGGAGCUAGUGGCCUUCCAUCGGGACUCAGCAGUGGAAUUAGCGGUUCAGGAACAAGUGGAUUCUUCAGUGGUGGGGAAACGAGUGGGUCAGGUGUGUCAUUUAUAGACACAGAAAUGAUUGAUCUGACUGCAAGACCGUCUGGAGAACAGGAAUUGUCUGGUAUAAACCCAUUUGACUUGACUGAUAUUAGUGGUUCUGGCUUUCCCUCUGGCUUUGGAUCUGGCUCUGCCAUUGACUUUGGAUCUGGCUCUGCCUCUGGCUUUGAAUCUGGUUCUGCCUCUGGAUUUGGAUUUGGAUCUGGCUCUGCUUCUGGCUUUGGGUCUGGUUCUGCCUCUGGAUUUGGAUCUGGCUCUGCCUCUGAAACCUCAAGUUAUCCCAGUCAACCCUCAGGUGAGGUGUCUGGCCACAUUCAGAAACAAGAUGGAGAGAUUGUCAUUCUAAUAGACAAUGAGGUAAUUGAGUUGACAUUUAGUUCUACCAUUGGACCAGAACAGGGUCGUGGAUCAGUGGAGAUCAGUGGAGAGGGCAGUAGUCAAGCACAAUAUGUUGAGGAGAUCUCCAUAUCUCUUUCUAAUAGAACUUUAUAUGAAGAUUACUGGAAUCCCAAUGAAGCAGAUGAUCCCCUACCAGAAAGAAAUGAGCAACUUAAUUUCACCACACAGGUGUCUGAUCAGUCACCUCUGAACACCACACCACCCACCACUGUAUUCACCACUUCACCUUCAGCUUCACAACAAACGUCAAAAGCUAUGGAAGAGCCAUCUGUUACUAAUGCUUCUGCUAACUCCUGUGAUCCAAACCCCUGUGGUCAUGGUUUAUGCUCUCUACAAGAUGGCAGUGCAGUAUGUCUGUGUCAUCCAGGAUUUAGUGGGGAAAACUGCUCAACACUGAUAAAGGGAUGUGCCGAGGGGUGGAUGGAGUUUAUGGGCAGCUGUUACAUCCAUUUUGAUGAGCGUGAGACCUGGACCAGUGCUGAGCAGCGCUGUCAAGAGCUAAACUCUCACCUGGUUAGCAUAUCCUCCCGACAAGAACAAGAGUUUGUAAGAACUCAAGCUCACGACUAUCAAUGGAUUGGACUAAAUGACAGGGAUGAACAAAAUCAGUUUCGCUGGACAGAUGGAAGUCCUAUGGAAUAUGAAAACUGGAGACCCAACCAGCCAGAUGAUUACUUCAGCACAGGAGAAGACUGUGUUGUAAUGAUAUGGCAUGAGGAUGGCCAGUGGAAUGAUGUACCUUGCAACUAUCAUCUUCCUUUUACCUGCAAGAGUGGGCCUGUCACAUGUUCAUCACCUCCUGAAGUGAAGAAUGCCAGGAUGUUAGGCAACAGGAAAGAUCGCUACCCUGCUAACUCCAUCAUUCGAUACCAGUGUGACAGCGGAUUCACACAGCGUCACCUUUCUGUAGUGCACUGCUUACCUGAUGGUCAGUGGGAGGAGCCUCAAGUGGAAUGCAUAAAAGGCAAAACAAACAACAGGCUACGGAAAAGAUUCCUCAAGGCACUUACCAAGGCAGUCAAUGGUCAGACGUGGAGGAAGGUCCUCUAAACAGGAUGAAAAACACACACUUUAAUACAUCCAGAGGACUGUUAUCAUCUGUACAGAAGCCUUAUUUACUCAAAAGAAAAUCUCAAUGACAAGGGAAUAACCUUAUGUAGUGACACACUUUAUUUAGCCUGUCUGGCUGGCUGAUUGGUUUACAAGUUCUACUCAUAGCUCUGUUUUGGGGAGAAGAAGAAAAAAAGAUAUCUGUGUUCAUUUAAAUUUAUUUGGCAUUUUAGGAUUGUAUUUCUACCACUUUUUACCCUAACCCAUAAAUGCUAGGUCACAAGAGAUAAUCUAAUCUAUAAAGAAUAUUAAAUUGCA